AUGGAAUCACCUAACGAUGGCACAAGAUUCUCCUUUGUAAAUUGCACAAUCAUUGGAACUGGAAAAAUCUACCUAGGAGGAGCUUGGGGUGAAUAUUCAACAGCAGUUUACUCAAACUACAGGAUUGCUGAUAUGAUAACUCCUAGCGGAUGGAGUGAUUGGAACAAGCCAGAGAGGAGAAGGUAUUACCAGAAUCUGGUGGCAGGAAAGGGUUUGUUCACUUCAGAUGAGGCGCUCUUCAGUGACCCUUCAUCUCAACCUACAGUCAUUGAUUUUGCCAACAGCCCAGGUGAGUUCAAUGGAGCUUUCAUCACCGCAAUGAGGAAGCUUGGGAGAGUUGGCGUCAAAACUGGUGACCAAGGAGAGAUUAGGAAGGAUUGCACAGCCUUUAAUUCAUGA
Vitis riparia (riverbank grape) is the source of this 399-nucleotide messenger RNA. RefSeq names its product peroxidase 55-like. Gene Ontology annotation, biological process: cell wall modification; response to oxidative stress. The coding region runs from base 1 to 399 and encodes 132 amino acids. Gene Ontology annotation, molecular function: peroxidase activity; heme binding; pectinesterase activity. The record is from RefSeq and is a predicted model, not a curated record. The transcript is spliced from 2 exons. NCBI's taxonomy places the organism in Eukaryota, Viridiplantae, Streptophyta, Magnoliopsida, Vitales, Vitaceae.